UGCCUUUGUGUUCCUUUCUCAUGUAUCCUGAAUGUGAGACUCCGCUUACACCAGUCAACUAGUCAGACCUGUUCUAGGUGCAGAGGUCACAGCUAAGAAAACUCAGUUACAUUGCUACAUCUGUACUUCUGUUAGUGACUUUUGGCAAACUUUACAGGAAGACGGAAGGGAUUUGAUUAUUAUAUUCAGAAGGGAGGGACGUGGACAUUGUCCAGACCACAGGUUGGAAACUGGCCGCUCCUGAUCAGACUCACCUGUUAAUGCAGGAGAAAGCUAUAAAGGAAGCAGCUGGGUUCAUCUUAAAGAAGAAGUCAUAGUACGCUGGUUGGUUGAUGUUGUGUGAUACGGCGGCAGGGCAAAGGUCUAGAAUAUAAAUGCCCGUUACUGAUGUGACUCCGAGUCCCUUCGCAGGAACAUGAAUUUUAACAUGUUAGAUUGGCAAGGUACUAACAAAGACGGUGCGGAGAAGAAGCAUUCGCCACACAGCAGCAUGAAGAUGUCAAACUGCAGUACAGAAGAAGAUACGGACAACAGAUCUUCCUUUAUACGGGAUGCGAGAAGCAUGAAGAUGAUGGAAAGCGUGAGCAGGACUCCAUCACCUGCCACAAUAAGUAAAAGGAAAAGAGGAAUGAGAGGAAGCUUAUGGAGCACAACCGGAUCACUACCAUUUGGUGGAGCAUGGAUCUCAGCAGCUAGCUUUGAUGUUGUUGAUAGUCAAGAACAGCAGCCGCAAGAUUCUGGGGUCGGGGGUUUGGUACUUGACCCUGUGGAGCACGCAUGGAUGCUUAUGGUUGCAGAAGGCAAUUUUGAGGAGCUCCAGGAUUCACUACAACAGGAUCCUACCUUGCUUUACAAAAGAGAUUUUGUAACUGGUUACUCGGUGAUGCAUUGGAUUGCCAAACACGGCCAACAUGAGGAUUUUAUUAGACUUAUGGAUUUUGCAUGUGCUCAUGGCUACUAUUUGGAUAUCAACACUCGUGCUAGUGGCGGUUUAACUCCACUCCACAUUGCAGCAUUACAGGGGCAUGAUAUGCUCAUCAAGGUUCUGGUAGGUGCAUACAAUGCAGAUAUUCAUAUCCGUGACCAUAAUGGCCGAAAAGCUUGGCAGUACUUAAGGAGCAGGACUGAUGGGAAUCUACUGAUACUCUUAGGCGCUCCUGAAGAAGAGGAAGCCGGUGCAACGGCUAGCAUCAACAACAAUAACAACAGUCACGCGGCUACGCUGCAGAAAAUGGCGCAAUGGGACUAUGUUGAAAUGGAUUCUCUGCCUAAAGUAGCUUUGUCAGUAGCACCCCUCAGAAACUUUAUAAGGAACGCUUAUAGUUUCCUUAAGAACUGGUAAAUUUUCAUUAUGGUAUAUCAGGCAGCAAGAUUAUGAAUUGCACUAGUUUAUUUUGGUAAAAAAAGACAAUUAAUUAACUUGCACUCCGAGUUGGAGACUAAUAUGAAAUGACACUCAUAAGUCAAAUAAGUCAAAUUCAUUUCAUAGAGAAUGGUGUAACUAGCAAAUUUCUAAAUUGCUUCAUUUAAAAAAUCUGCAUCCACCUGAAAAAAAGCUGUAAAGUCAUGGCCACUAGGGGCCUCACUUCCACCUAAUUUGCCGUCCACUGCCUGUUGUCAGGCAAGAUAGGUCCCUUGUAACAGAGACUCAGAAGACAGCUCACAGGGAAUGGGGGCAUGCCAGAGCUAACCUUAGCCUGAUAAAAUAACAGCUUCUACACAGCUUUUGAAGAUUAUAGGAGUCUCGUGUGUUCCCCCUUCUUAUCUGUUCUGUGAGCUCUGGAGCUGAAAACAAACAUAGUGGAAUGCAAAGGAAAAGACGUUACAGCAGUACAGUGAUGGCAGAUUUCACAGAAGGGAUACACCCCUGCUUCUGAGUGAAGUGCAUCUAGCUGUGCAACUUAAACAGGGAAUAAUAUGGCUGAAAAUCAUUAGGGAAGCCCAAAAAGACCUAUUUAUUCACAGUUAUGAUUAUACAAAGAAGCACAGCCAUUAUGCUUUUUUUUCUCAGGUAUGCUCUAAAGAGGUUGUCCUAUCAGGAAAAGUGCACUCCAUAGUAAUCCAAAGAACUCUGGGAUCUCAAGUAAAGAACCCCCCCAUAUAAUCUAUAUGCCAAGGAGUCCACUGUUUGCUUUAAUAUCUCCCAUCAUGCAAAUGGAACAAUAUUUCUUUGUGUUGCUUGGGUUUAUAGGAGUGCGUACCUGUCCCCUUGUCCUCCUAAACAGGGCAGCUCCAAUUCAGAUUAAAGUGUAACUGUCGUUCUUUUUUUAUUUUUGUAAUGUAUAGAGGCAGUGAUACUGACCAUUUUUGUACUAUACUUUCGUGCAUUUCUAUUAGAAAAAUAGCACUA
This is a messenger RNA of Bufo gargarizans (Asiatic toad), 2350 nucleotides long. It is a transcript of the gene SOWAHD, whose product is annotated as sosondowah ankyrin repeat domain family member D. The record is from RefSeq and is a predicted model, not a curated record. Gene Ontology annotation, molecular function: protein binding. NCBI's taxonomy places the organism in Eukaryota, Metazoa, Chordata, Amphibia, Anura, Bufonidae. Bases 416 to 1342 code for a protein of 308 amino acids. The transcript is spliced from 2 exons.